Molecule: messenger RNA, 152 nt
Organism: Acanthocheilonema viteae
Lineage: Eukaryota; Metazoa; Nematoda; Chromadorea; Rhabditida; Onchocercidae
Source: the annotation of a GenBank genome assembly
CAGCAAAAUUGCUAUUGUAUGUUGCUGACUGUGAUGAUAAUAACGAUGAUGAUAAUGAUGGUGAUGACGAGGACGAUGAUGAUGAUGUUGAUGAUGAUGACGAUAAUGAUAGUGGUGAUAAGAUCAAAACGUGGAAAUAUUACGUUUGUUGA